This is a messenger RNA of Colletotrichum godetiae, 1997 nucleotides long. Its product is annotated as amidase. The record is from RefSeq and is a predicted model, not a curated record. Lineage: Eukaryota; Fungi; Ascomycota; Sordariomycetes; Glomerellales; Glomerellaceae. The transcript is spliced from 7 exons. The coding region runs from base 189 to 1808 and encodes 539 amino acids.
UAUGCUCCGAAGAUCGGCAUCCCGAAUAUCUUCGGCAAGCCGGACCCGCUUCGGAUAGGCGUUUGGCACCAUCAUGACAAUGGCUUUGCGGUGAUAAUGUGACUUGGCCAAAGAUUGAAGCUAUUUGGAGACAUAUUGCGAACCGAAAAUAACGCGCGAUUGAGCAGCUUUGAAGCAGGACGCAAACAAUGACGCAGAUCACCGCUCCAAAGCCGGUACAAGCCUGGCAAGAUGUGGUGACCAAGAAGCGGCAGCUCCGCGCUGAAGCUAUCUCAGCGUCCAUAGGAGGCUUGACGGGCGGUUCAAAAGAGCUUGAGAUCACGAGUAUAUCUGAAGCUUCAAAACUAGCCUCAAAGAUCUCACUUGGUGAGGUGACGAGCGAGGACGUCAUCAAGGCAUACAUUCGGAAAGCUGCUGAGGUGCACGACAAGACGAACUGUUUGACGGAAAUCUUGUUUGAUGAUGCUCUGAAGCGGGCCACGGGGUUGGACGCCUACUUUACCAAGCAUGGAAAGACUGUCGGACCCCUACAUGGAGUUCCAGUCACUCUCAAGGACCAGUUCAAUGUCAAAUGGUACGAUACCACUCUUGGCUACGUGGGACGAUCCUUCAAGCCCGCGUCAGACGAUGCCGUUGUCGUAAAAAUGCUUCAGUCUCUAGGCGCCGUCGUCUUUGCUAAAUCGAAUUUGCCACAGAGUAUCAUGUGGUGUGAGACGGACAACCCCCUUUGGGGUCUUACCACUAAUCCUAGGAGCAAGGACUAUACCCCGGGCGGUUCAACCGGCGGCGAGGCAGCCUUGCUUGCUUGCGAUGCGACUAUGCUUGGAUGGGGUACCGAUAUUGGGGGAAGCAUUCGUAUCCCGUCUCACAUGAUGGGAACGUACGGCUUGAAACCUAGCAGUGCACGACUCCCAUAUCGCGGGGUCCCGGUAUCAACCGAGGGGCAAGAACAUGUGCCUUCAUCAAUAGGACCCAUGGCUCGUAGCCUGUCCACAAUCCGUCUGACCAUGGAGCAGCUAAUCAAUGCCAAGCCUUGGGAACUGGACGCUCGCUGCGCACCAAUCCCGUGGCGAGAAGACUUGUACAAGGAGACGUGUUCUAGGCCUAUGACCAUUGGGGUCCUCUACGAUGACGAUGUCGUUCGGCCACAUCCGCCAUUGACGCGAGUUCUGCGUUCCGCCGUAGGACGCUUGCAAGCAGCGGGCCACGAGGUCUUGGAGUGGAAUGCAGACUUGCACGAAGACUGCAUCAGAACAAUGGACCUCUAUUACACGGUAGACGGCGGCGAAGAUAUUCGCAAAGACGUCGUGGCUGGUGGAGAGCCCUUCAUCCCCCACGUCGAGAAGCUUCUCAACCGCGGAAAGCCAAUUUCGGUGUACGAAUACUGGCAGCUCAACAGACGCAAGUGGGAGUUACAGCAGGCGUACCUAGAAAAGUGGCAAUCCAUUCGGUCGCCCAAGACUGGUCGUAUGGUUGAUAUCCUACUGCUGCCACCUAUGCCGCAUACCGCAGUGCCGCAUGGAGGUUGUAGGUGGGUGGGAUACACCAAAGUGUGGAAUUUCCUCGAUUAUCCUGCCCUUGUCAUUCCUGGAGGUCAAGUGAAUCAGGAAGAUGUCAAUCAGCCGUGGGCGGAGGAAGUGAGGGGAGUUGAAGACGAGUGGAACAAGAAAUUGUGGGAGGAUAACAAGAAGAGGAUGGCAUCUCUCAGUCUGCCGGUGGGCCUUCAGAUUGUUGGUCGCAAGCUGGAGGAGGAGAUGGUGCUUGCCGCUGGAAAGAUCAUUGAUGACAUCCUCAAGGAUCAGAACUAGAGUGAGAUGUUGACAUUCAAUUAGAAGGCUUCACUACGGACGACACUUACAAUCUUCUGCAAGUGUGAAUCAAGUGCAUGUACUUAAUAGGAGGAACUAAAAGCUCGACGUGCACAUGUUCUGGAUUCAUUAGACUGUUCGAGAGACAUCAUUGUGGGUAAUGAUCAAUGACACUUAGCGUAAUCCAAU